AUGGACGCUACCGAUGGCGACUUCGAUCAAGACAACGCCAUCCUCGCCGAAGAUUGUUGGACCGUCAUCCAGUCCUUCUUCGAUGCCAAAGGUCUCGUGUCGCAACAGCUGGACUCAUUUGAUGAAUUCUUCGGCACCACCAUGCAGGAAAUCGUCAGUGAGCACGGCUCGAUUGCGCUCGACCAGAAUCUUGCAGGGGAAGCGGACGGCACAGGCUGCACGACUGUCAAGCGGCGGUAUGAGAUCCACUUCGGCAAUCUCUUGAUCAGUCAAGCGGCCAUGACCGAGGGCGAUGGUAGUACCAGACCCCUGUUCCCUCACGAAGCGCGCCUACGAAACCUCACAUAUUCCUCCCCCAUCUAUCUCGGCAUGAACAAGACAGUUCUCCUCGCAAAAGAGAGGCCAGCAGGCGCAGAGUUUGACAAAGAGACUGGAAGAUGGGAGCCACCUGCAGACUGGGAUGGACAAGAGACCGAGACGUUCUGGGAGGACGACCCGGAGGAUAAGAACGAUGUGGGCGAAGUGCGCGUCUUCAUCGGAAAGUUGCCGGUCAUGUUAAAGUCGAAGAUCUGCACCCUGCGCAACCGGUCAGAAGCAGAGCUCUAUGCCUUCCAGGAGUGCCCCUUUGAUCAAGGCGGCUACUUCAUCAUCAACGGCAGCGAGAAGGUGCUGAUCGCGCAGGAGCGUAGUGCGGCCAAUAUUGUACAAGUCUUCAAGAAGAAGAACUCGCCGACUCCCGUCGUGGCGGAGAUCCGAAGCGCGGUGGAGAAGGGCACCCGGCUUAUUAGCAGUAUGCAGGUGAAGCUCUUCGCCGGCGGCGACGGUGGCAAAGGCGGUGCAUUUGGCCGCACGAUCAAAGUCAGCUUGCCGUACAUCAAAAGCGACAUCCCCAUCGCCAUCGUCUUCCGAGCACUCGGCAUCGUCUCCGACGAGGACAUCCUCAACCACAUUUGCAGGAGAGACGAUACGGCCAUCUUGGAAAUGCUCAAGCCCUGCUUGGAAGAAGCGUUCGUGGUGCAAGAACGUGACAUUGCGCUGGACUUCAUCGGACGAAGAGGACAGCAGCAAGGGUCCAAGGAGAAGCGUAUCAAGUACGCCCGCGACAUCAUGCAGAAGGAAUUCCUUCCACACAUCUCGCAGGAGGAAGGCGCGGAAACGCGCAAAGCUUUCUUCUUGGGAUAUAUGGUGAAUCGACUUCUGCAAUGCGCUUUGGGUAGGACGGAAGAGGACGACAGAGACCAUUUUGGAAAGAAGCGUCUCGACUUGGCUGGGCCGUUGAUGGCGCAGGUCUUCCGACUGAAAUUCUCCCAGCUGGUCAAAGACAUGAAGAACUACCUCCACCGCUGUGUGGAGUCUGGCAAAGAGUUCAACUUGAACUUGGCGGUGAAGAGUAACAUCAUCACCUCUGGACUGCGGUACUGUUUGGCAACUGGCAACUGGGGCGACCAAAAGAAAGCGGCGAGUGCAAAAGCUGGUGUGAGUCAAGUGCUGAAUCGAUACACCUAUGCUUCCACAUUGUCACAUCUGCGGAGAACGAACACUCCCAUCGGGAGAGACGGAAAGAUCGCCAAGCCCCGACAGCUGCACAACACUCACUGGGGUCUGAUCUGUCCCGCAGAAACGCCCGAAGGUCAGGCUUGUGGUCUGGUCAAGAAUCUCAGUUUGAUGUGUUACGUCUCUGUGGGAACACCAGGGAUGCCGCUGGUGGACUACAUGCGCCAGCGCGGCAUGGAACUGCUGGAAGAAUACGACCCCAUCAUGAACCCCGACUCGACAAAGGUCUUUGUCAACGGUACUUGGGUCGGAGUGCAUCGCAACCCCGGUCAACUUACAUCGACACUUCUCGAGAUUCGACGCAAAGGUCUCAUCAGCUUCGAGGUCACCAUCAUUCGAGAUGUGCGCGAGCGAGAGAUCAAGAUCUUCACGGAUGCCGGUCGCGUGUGCCGACCGCUGUUUGUCAUUGACAACGAUCCGAAAUCGGAGAACCGCGGCCAUCUCGUGCUGAAGAAAGAGCAUAUCGACAGGCUCAAAGGGUACAAGGAGUUCCUCGAGUCAAGCGAAUCACAAGGGCUCAGCGAGCAGGAAAAGGAAGAUACGUCCGAUAACGAGAACUGGAUGCAUUGGCGAGAUCUCAUCAAGCAGGGCGUCGUUGAGUAUCUCGAUGCGGAGGAAGAGGAGACGGCGAUGAUCAUCAUGACGCCCGAAGAUUUGGAAGAGCAUCGCGUGGUGCGGGAUGGCUAUGAACUGCCCGACUCCAAGGAUGAUCCACACCGAAGAAUCAAGGCGAAGCCCAACAAGUUCGUGCGGACCUGGACUCAUUGUGAGAUCCAUCCGGCCAUGAUCUUGGGUAUUUGCGCGAGCAUCAUCCCCUUCCCCGAUCACAACCAGAGUCCCAGAAACACCUAUCAAUCGGCCAUGGGCAAGCAAGCUAUGGGUGUUACGUUGACGAACUACAACGUUCGCAUGGAUACGAUGGCCAACGUGCUGUACUAUCCCCAGAAGCCUUUGGCGACGACGAGAAGCAUGGAAUUCCUCAAGUUCCGUGAUCUGCCCGCCGGACAAAACGCGAUUGUGGCUAUUGCAUGCUAUUCUGGAUACAAUCAGGAAGAUUCCGUCAUCAUGAACCAGAGUUCCAUCGACCGCGGACUCUUCAGGAGUCUCUUCUUCCGCUCUUACCUCGACCAGGAGAAGCGAGUGGGAAUGAGCGUGGUGGAAGCGUUCGAGAAGCCGGUCCGAAGCGACACUCUCAGGAUGAAGCACGGCACAUACGACAAGCUGGACGAUGAUGGUAUCAUCUCUCCUGGUGCACGAGUGAGCGGUGAGGACAUCAUCAUCGGAAAGACCGCCCCCAUUGCACCGGAUGCGGAGGAGCUCGGUCAGCGCACCAAACUCCACGUGAAGCGCGACGUCUCAACUCCUCUAAGAAGUACCGAGAACGGCAUUGUGGACCAAGUCCUCCUCACUACCAACUUGGAAGGCCUGAGGUUCGUCAAAGUCCGCACGAGGACGACAAAAGUCCCGCAGAUUGGCGACAAAUUUGCCUCCCGCCACGGUCAAAAGGGUACGAUCGGUAUAACAUACCGACAAGAAGACAUGCCAUUCACCGCCGAGGGCCUCACCCCCGACAUCAUCAUCAACCCCCACGCCAUUCCCUCUCGCAUGACAAUUGCUCACUUGAUCGAAUGUCUCCUCUCCAAAGUCGGCGCAGUGACUGGACAAGAAGGCGACGCCACCCCCUUUACCGACGUCACCAUCUCCAGCAUCUCCAGCAUCCUCGCCGACAGCGGCUUCCAGCAGCGCGGCUUCGAAGUCAUGUACAACGGGCACACGGGCAAGAAACUCGCCGCCCAAAUCUUCCUCGGCCCCACCUACUACCAGCGCCUGCGUCACAUGGUCGACGACAAAAUCCACGCCCGCGCGCGCGGGCCGCUGCAAAUCCUCACGCGUCAACCCGUCGAAGGCCGCGCGCGCGACGGCGGCCUGCGCUUCGGCGAGAUGGAGCGCGACUGCAUGAUUUCGCACGGCGCCUCGGCCUUCCUCAAGGAGCGCCUGCUCGACGUCUCCGACGCGUUUCGCGUGCACAUUUGCGAAAUCUGCGGCCUCAUGACGCCCAUUGCCAAGAUCCAGCAGCAGCAGUUUGAGUGCCGCCCGUGCCGCAACAAGACCAAGAUUGCGCAGAUAGUCAUCCCGUACGCGGCCAAGCUGCUGUUUCAGGAGCUGGCGGCGAUGAAUGUGGCGACGCGCAUGUUUACCGAUCGCAGUGGGGUUAGUAUUCGUUAG
Molecule: messenger RNA, 3780 nt
Organism: Neohortaea acidophila
Lineage: Eukaryota; Fungi; Ascomycota; Dothideomycetes; Mycosphaerellales; Teratosphaeriaceae
Exons: 1
Coding region: 1-3780 (1259 amino acids)
Biological process (GO): DNA-templated transcription
Cellular component (GO): RNA polymerase II, core complex
Molecular function (GO): ribonucleoside binding; DNA-directed RNA polymerase activity; DNA binding
Source: RefSeq, a predicted model, not a curated record